This is a messenger RNA of Nerophis lumbriciformis (worm pipefish), 855 nucleotides long. The record is from RefSeq and is a predicted model, not a curated record. NCBI's taxonomy places the organism in Eukaryota, Metazoa, Chordata, Actinopteri, Syngnathiformes, Syngnathidae.
AUGAUUGAGAGCGAGAGAGAGCUGUCGGCCAUGGUUCAGGAACUGUGGGAUAAUGACGUCAAUAGACUACGACCUGGAACGGACUACAGAAUAUCUUUGCAGGGCAAAGCCGGAGACAACACGGCCAUUAUUGACGAUGACAACGACGGGGCGGGAUAUCCUCUGUUUAAAUUUGUCGACGAAAACAUUUUCCAGAAGGAGACAUUUUUAGCAUUUAUCUCCUUGUUGGAUAACUAUGUGAGUGACACUGGGGAGCCAGAAAUUGUUACCCCUGAGGAGGUGGCGGAGAACCACAAGUUUCUGGAUUCUAUUGUUAAGACCCCCACGAUGAAGAUAGCUCAUAAAUACCUAGUGGAGAAGAAGCUAUCCCCGCAAGAUGAGACGCAAUUCAAAGAGCAGCUCUACAGAAUCUGGUUUGAACUCUAUGCAAGGAGAGGCUCCAGCAGGCCGGAUUCAUCAGGUUUCGAACAUGUGUUUGUGGGAGAAACGAGAGGAGGGCGGACGGUCAUAGGCUUUCACAAUUGGAUCCAGCUAUACCUGCAGGAGAAGCUGGGACACAUUGACUACAAAGGCUACAGUGUCAACGCCAACUCCCCGCAGCCGGACGAGAACAAGCACAUCUUGGCCCUGCAGUUCAGUUGGAAAAACGGCAUCAAGCCCAAAGGCAGCAUCUUCAUCGGCGUCAGUCCCGAGUUCGAGUUUGCCCUCUACACUUUGUGUUUCCUCAGCUCGCCCAACGAGCGGGUUAAAGUCCAGUUCAGUUUCUAUGACGUGGAGAUCGUCUGCCACCACUACAACCAGAAGCACAUAGGUACCACCUACCCUGUACUCCUUAAGUACCAGAAAAACACUUAG